Messenger RNA from Didymella exigua CBS 183.55, 708 nucleotides. RefSeq lists its product as uncharacterized. The annotation marks the transcript as partial. NCBI's taxonomy places the organism in Eukaryota, Fungi, Ascomycota, Dothideomycetes, Pleosporales, Didymellaceae. Gene Ontology annotation, molecular function: zinc ion binding; nucleic acid binding. The record is from RefSeq and is a predicted model, not a curated record. The transcript has a single exon.
ACAGUAGACAUCUCCAGAGCAGAUGGCGAACAUGGCAGGAUGUCAGCGGGCACGGUCAGAGCAGCGGUGGAAAAGGAAAUGCGCACGAUGGAGAGUCACGGGAACUGGCGAUGCCGGGCGGUCACUGCGGACCACGCCACCCAGAGCCGCAUCAGGAUCGCGUGUAGAGACGAAGACGAGCACGAGCUUGUCAAGAAAGCAGCAGAGAAGAUCGGUGCAGGCUCGCGCGUGUUACGCGAUGAGCUCUUCCCAGUCAAUGUCGACAACGUGAAGAGAACUGCAGUGCUAAACGAGAAGGACGAAAUCAGGGCAGGAGCCACAGAAGCUUUCGGCGGAGAGAACGGAACGACAGUUGCCAAGAUCGCGUGGCUAAGUAAGAGGGAUGUCCCGAAGGCGUAUGGGUCUAUGGUAGUGUACGUGACUAAGAAGAGCGAUGCAAGGAGGCUUGUCGCAGAAGGCUACUUCCACGCUGGUGGAGAGUCUGGCACGACGAGCGCUUUCGAACACCGGCCACGGCCCGGGCAAUGCUACAACUGCCAGGAGCUCGGCCACAAAGCGUAUCAGUGCAGAAAGACGCAGAGAUGCGGGCGAUGCGCCAAAGACGGUCACCACCACAAGAGCUGCAGCGAAACAGUGAUGAAGUGUGUGCUGUGUGGAGGACCGCACGAGUCGUUCAGCAGAAACUGUCGGAUGCUCUACCCACCUUAG